ACAGGAAGAGAGCAUUCGCAUGCUUUAUGCGUGAAAAUAUUUCAGGCUUCAAUAUUUCCAUCCGAAGCAAUCAAACCAUUUUUUUCGAGAACACUACAUAUCAAAACCAGUGAACUGCAAUUCUCGGAUGUUAUGAUGGACAUUGCAAAGAAAUACGAUAACGCCGUAUCCAUUGGCUCAUAUCCAGUCACCAACAAUGCGUAUUAUAAGACGAAAUUAGUGGUUGAAAGCGAAUUAGCCGAUGUCGGUGAGAAAGUUGUGGAAGACUUGAAAGCCACAUUAAAAGAUCAAGUAAUUUAUUUCGAUGAAUUUCCAUGGGUCGAUACGGUACAAAAGUUCAAUGAUUUUCGAGAACGAAUAUUGAAAAGCGACCCAAAAAAAAUUUUCAGUCUCGAGGAAAUGGCGGUGUCGUUUAAUGGCGGUAAAGAUUGUACACUCGUCUUGCAUCUGUUACGCAUUGCUAUUGACAGAUAUAAUAUAGUGGUGCUGGAAAUGUCAGGCCCACUGAAAGCAGGCCUUCAGCAGCUCAAAGAAAUGAGGCCCAAAGUGAAAUGUAUCUUCAUGGGUAGUCGUGCAACUGAUCCUGGUGGUUGUCAUAUGAAAUCGAAAUGUCAGUUCACGGAUGCUGAUUGGCCGAGCUACUUAAGGAUUUGUCCAGUGCUGGAAUGGAGCUAUAAUGAUGUAUGGCGAGCACUGCGCGGUCUCUGCAUCCCAUACUGCCCGCUGUAUGAUUUGGGCUAUACUUCACUGGGUGAACGAGAUACCACGUGUAAAAAUGAAGCACUGAAAAUUAUCGGUGAUGAUGGUUCAGUGAUUGGUUAUAAACCUGCUUAUAUGUUAGAAUAUGAAAAUGUUCACAAGUGGAUACCAGAUUUUGUGGCCAGGAAUGAGCAAUUUUGA
Gongylonema pulchrum is the source of this 900-nucleotide messenger RNA. The record is from the annotation of a GenBank genome assembly. NCBI's taxonomy places the organism in Eukaryota, Metazoa, Nematoda, Chromadorea, Rhabditida, Gongylonematidae.